GAGGAGGGGCAACCUACUUCCUGAGUCGCUUGCAAACCGGGGCUGGAGCUCGCCCUGCGCUGCGCCGCAAUGUCGGGGCCGUCAGCCAAAAGCAUGGCUAAGGGCAGCGAGCCCCCCGGGCCAGUUCCCGAGGGCCUGAUCCGUGUCUACAGCAUGAGGUUCUGCCCGUACGCCAAGAGGACGCUGCUGGUCCUGAAGGCCAAGGGAAUCGGGCAUGAAGUCAUCAACAUCAACCUGAAAAAUAAGCCCGAGUGGUUCUUUCAGAAGAAUCGCUUUGGUCUGGUGCCAGUUCUGGAAAACAGCCAGGGGCAACUGAUCUGUGAAUCUGCCAUCACUUGUGAGUACCUGGAUGAAACAUAUCCGGGGAAGAAGCUGUUUCCAGAGGACCCAUAUGAGAAAGCUUGCCAAAAGAUGACCUUUGAGUUAUUUUCUAAGGUACCAUCUUUGAUAACAAGCAUUCUUAGAAGUCAAAAUAAGGAAGACUGCACUGGCCUGAAGGAAGACUUGCGGAAAGAAUUCAGCAAGCUAGAGGAGGUUUUGACCAAUAAGAAGACAACAUAUUUUGGCGGCAGUUCCCUUUCUAUGAUUGAUUACCUCAUCUGGCCCUGGUUUGAACGGCUGGAAGCAGUGGAGUUAAAUGAGUGUGUAAACCACACUCCAAAACUUAAGCUCUGGAUGGCAGCUAUGAGGGAAGACCCUGCAGUAUCAGCCCUCUUCGUUGAUGCGAAGGCCCUUCGAGGUUUCUUUGAUCUGUACUUGAAGAACAGCCCCGAGGCCUGUGACUAUGGGCUCUGAUGGACACAAGAGUCAGCAGUGAUCAUGUCUGAUAAUUUCCUUCACUGGUGUGAAUAAUAAUAUGCUUGUAUUGUCAAGUGCACUCAUGUGUUACUGGAUCACUCUCUAAUUUGACAUCAUGGCCUAAUUGUGAGGUUUCCUUAUGGCUCUCCGGGAGGAAUGUAAACACCUUUCCUGUCUUAGGAUGCUCAGAUGACUCUGAGGGGUCUAUCCGAGCCUAUCCUGAAAACUUCUCAAUGAUCUCUAGUGAGAGUUAGGCUUCAAUGUAGAUUUCCAACACUUCAUGGGAAAUAUUUUUACUUGGGUCCCUUGUUUUCAUUUCAAAAGAUGCUUUUCAAGUUUGCAUUGAGCUGAGAAACUUUCAAUUCAUCAUUCUUUCCUCUCCAUCAUCAACUUAAUUUCACUAUUUUCUUAUUCCCAUUAUCACCACUGAAAACCAGACUCCCCAUCACCUCAAAGCCAGAUGACGAGGAGGCCUUCUGUUUGGUCUUCAAGUUUCCAGUCUCCACCCCUACAAAUCCUUCCUACCAAAUUCCUUCCUGGGCAUAUAGCAGGUGUCCCAUAUAUGUUAUGAAAUAAUGUGAAGACCACAUCUAUCAAUUCAGUAUAUAAGGCUGGAUGAGAUCAAGGCAAUAUCUCAUUCAGAAAUAUUAAUGCCGUUUUCAUACGCUUUGAGUCUGCGGGGCUUCUCAUUUGAUGACAUCAGCUCCAAGAGAAGGCAGGUCGGAGAGCUCCAUUUCAUUCUACACACUCCUUCUAAGGUCCCCAGGUUAAGUAAGGCCUUACAAUGCUGGCAGGAAGGCCCGAAGAAUACACCCAGCACACUGCUCUUCCUAUCAUAAUUAGGGAGCUGUCAACUCGCCCUAAUUCAGUCUGGUUUCCUGUCCUCAUUUGUAAGUUUACUACCGAAGAAAACCUCCGGAUGGUUAGUUCUUAAACAUCAGAGUGCAUGACAGUCACCUAAGGCUCAUCACUGGAUUUCUGACUCGGCAGAUCCAGGAUGAGCCAGUAAGUCCGCAUUAGGAGCGAGCCCCCCGCCGCAAGGGAAUGCAGGCAAUUUGGGGGCCGUCCCUAGAGAAUUGGUUGACUUCACAAACAGCAGGCCGCGGACAACGCCCCGUCUCCUGGAGAA
This is a messenger RNA of Talpa occidentalis (Iberian mole), 1927 nucleotides long. RefSeq names its product glutathione S-transferase omega 1 (gene GSTO1). Gene Ontology annotation, cellular component: cytoplasm. Gene Ontology annotation, molecular function: glutathione dehydrogenase (ascorbate) activity; glutathione transferase activity. Bases 70 to 795 code for a protein of 241 amino acids. NCBI's taxonomy places the organism in Eukaryota, Metazoa, Chordata, Mammalia, Eulipotyphla, Talpidae. The record is from RefSeq and is a predicted model, not a curated record. Gene Ontology annotation, biological process: L-ascorbic acid metabolic process; glutathione metabolic process. The transcript is spliced from 6 exons.